This is a messenger RNA of Astyanax mexicanus (Mexican tetra), 2796 nucleotides long. It is a transcript of the gene usp3, whose product is annotated as ubiquitin specific peptidase 3. Gene Ontology annotation, biological process: protein deubiquitination. Gene Ontology annotation, cellular component: cytoplasm. The record is from RefSeq and is a predicted model, not a curated record. The transcript has 15 exons. Lineage: Eukaryota; Metazoa; Chordata; Actinopteri; Characiformes; Acestrorhamphidae. The coding region runs from base 436 to 2010 and encodes 524 amino acids. Gene Ontology annotation, molecular function: cysteine-type deubiquitinase activity; zinc ion binding.
ACCUGGCAACCCUACCUCCAGAGCCGCUCUGCUACAGAGAGCAGCACCCAGCGGUCAGGCCGAGUACCCUGUGGCCCGAGUCUGUGUGAUUUUACCAUAUUAAUGAGCCGCAGCGAUUCCGGUUAAACGGUGGCGUUCGGGGCUGUGUUUCUGAUAAUGCUGCAGCUGAUCAACAGACCCGCCAGUAACGAGCUAACUUACGCGAUACCUGACCUGUAGUGUUAGCACAACUAGCUAACCUAGCUUAGCUGCGUUACUCUCGACUUUUAACUGUCUACAUUUGGAAGCUAAAACAUUUAACUAGUUAACUAAAGUUAUCAGUCGGGAGGUCUCUGUAUUAUAGCUAAGCUUUCUUAAUUAGGUUAACCUGUGCUGGUGUGUUUGAGUGCGGUGAAGAAGCUAACUGGGUUAGCUAGGCUAACGGCGCUGUCUCUGAUGGAGUGUCCUCACCUCGGCUCCAGCGUGUGUGUGGCGGUGGAUCCGGCGCGGCUCCCCAGCGGAUCCCCCUCUUCAUGGUGCUGCAGCGUUUGCCGGUCAAACAAAAGUCCCUGGGUUUGCCUUACCUGCCUGAAUGUGCACUGUGGAAGGUAUGUCAAUGGCCAUGCAAAGAAGCAUUUUGAAGACAUUCAGAGUCCAGUAAGUGGUCAAAAGAAGCCAGAGAAGGAGAGGAUACAGCAGCAUUCUGUGUGUAUGGAUUGCAGCAGUUACAGCACAUUUUGUUACAGAUGUGAUGACUUUGUGGUGAAUGACACCAAACUGGGUCAAGUGCAGCGGGUGAGGGAGCAUCUUCAGAGUUUAGAAAACUCUGUGUUGAAUGCCGACAGACCAAGAAAAAGAAAACUCUCAGGUAGCUCCUCUCCUGACAAGGUUCCGGAGGAUGGUCAUGGCUCUCAAGCACAGGGUGCCACUGGCCUGCGCAAUUUGGGCAACACAUGUUUUAUGAACGCCAUCCUCCAGUCCCUCAGGAACAUUCCAGAAUUCAGUUGCUACUUUAAAGAUCUGCCAGCAGUGGCACUGCGAAGCGGGAAAACUGCCGGAAGAAGAAUGUACCACACCAGAAGCCAGGGGGACACCAGUGUGUCCCUGGUAGAAGAGCUCAGGAAAACCCUCUGUUCCCUUUGGCAAGGGAACCAGACUGCCUUUAGCCCAGAUGCUCUGUUCUAUGUCAUCUGGAAAAUAAUGCCAAGUUUCAGGGGAUACCAGCAACAGGACGCUCAUGAGUUUUUGCGUUACCUGCUGGACCACCUCCACAGAGAGAUGCAGGGCAGUAAGAAUGGACUACCUGGUCCCAGUUUGCUUUCUGACAGGCCAAACCCUACCUCAGAAGGCAAAUGCUGUAUCAAUGGGACCCCCACAGUGGUCACCUCAGUGUUCAGUGGUGUGCUGCAGAAUGAAGUCAACUGUUUGAUAUGUGGCACAGAGUCAAGGAAGUUUGACCCAUUUUUAGAUCUGUCAUUGGACAUUCCCAGCCAGUUUCGAGUAAAACGGACUAAGGACCAAGAGCCGGGGCCAACCUGCAACUUGUACCACUGCCUUUUAAGUUUCACUGACCUGGAGGAGCUUGAUGAAACGGAGCUCUACAUGUGCCAUAAGUGUAAAAAGAGACAAAAGUCCACCAAGAAAUUCUGGGUUCAGAAGCUGCCCAAGGUGCUGUGUUUACACCUCAAAAGGUUUCACUGGACAGCCUUUUUAAGGAAUAAGGUUGAUACCUAUGUGGAGUUCCCAUUGCGAGGCCUUGAUAUGAAGCGUUUUUUAUUGGAGCCUGAAAACAGUCUGCCUGAGAGCGGCCUGUAUAACCUUGCUGCAGUAGUGGUGCAUCAUGGAUCUGGUGUGGGAUCAGGUCAUUACACAGCAUAUGGCCUCCACGAAGGCCGCUGGUAUCACUUCAAUGACAGCACUGUGACUCUGGUCAGUGAGGAGACUGUGACCAAAGCGAAGGCCUAUAUUCUCUUCUACACAGAGCAGGCAAAGCAGGACAGUACACCCUCAGAGACCGAGCCUAAGCUUUAAUCAGCCUUACUGAUACCAAGAAGCCUUCAGAAUGAUAGCCCACCACUUGCGCACACUGUUUCUCACUCAGCUUCAGUCGUCAUUUCACCCAUACCAACAACAGAAGAAACCUCAGUAAAAUCAAAUUGCUGCUGUGUUGAUUCUUAUCUUUUAAAGAAACAUUCCUGUUGCGUUUGUUCAGAGUCCAAAGGUAAUUGUUGUAUUUAUGGAGAAUGCUUUCUUCUUGUUGAAAGUGGGUCAUGUAGAUUGACAGAGCCAAGGACUUUUUUUAAAUGCUGAAAAAAAAGAAAAAAAAAUGAAAUUAUAUUUUUACAGCUUUGGACUCUCCUAACUAAUACACCAAUCAAGUCUCUCUGUCAAGCACUGGACUCCUGACAAAUUAACCAGGUGAAUAUGUUUGCACAGAAAGAAAAUAUAAGUAUUUGUUUAGCUUUUUUGAUUAUGUUUCCCAUAUGUAUAUUCCUGCUGUUUGUUGGUAUUCAAAAACUUGAAAUAGAUUCCAAUUAGCUUUUUCGUGUUUUGUUAUUUUUCUCGUUUUUUAAUGGAACACAUGUAGUUUACUCUUACACACCACCACCUCAUAAAUGUGAAAAUGACUUUUAAAAUAAGGCACAACAAGCCUAUGAAAUGUUAUCCAUGCUUAGACAUGUUUUGUUUAUUUAUACUGUUUUAAUGAGACUAAAUUUAGCCCAUUGUUUUAAACCAGAUGCUACCAUAAUGUCAUGAGAGCUCAUCAUUUCAUGCUGUCACUUACAGAGGAAGUAAAGAAAUGCCAGUUAAUGGAAA